Messenger RNA from Eimeria mitis, 927 nucleotides. RefSeq lists its product as uncharacterized. The record is from RefSeq and is a predicted model, not a curated record. NCBI's taxonomy places the organism in Eukaryota, Apicomplexa, Conoidasida, Eucoccidiorida, Eimeriidae. The transcript is spliced from 3 exons. The coding region runs from base 1 to 927 and encodes 308 amino acids.
AUGCAGAACCCGGGGGACCCCGGCCGCUGCGGCUGCGCAUCGCUUCACCGCUUCUGUGCCUGCAACGAGCACGACUCUGACUCCUCUACAGUCGAGGCAGCAGUAGCAGCAUGCAGAGCAGCAGCAUAUCGCGUGUCAGCGAGGCAGCAGCGGCCAUCUCUUGCAGUAGCAGCAGUUCAGUGUGACCUGCAGCCAGAGGAGGCCCCUAAGGAGCCUGAGCCCCCCCCACCCCCACCAGAGGAGAAACCCCAAGCCCCCACUACACCACAAAACUUUAAAGGGGAGCUGAAUAUACACGGGAAUGUGCUGCUAGCAACAGACUGGGACCUAGUAGACGAUGACGUCCGCUUCUCUCACUACCCUUUGCUCUCUCUUGAGUGUUGCGGCGCGCAUCAGCAGCGGCAGCAGAAAUUCUAUCUCCAGCAGCAGCAGCAGCAGCAGCAGCAGCAGCAGCAGCAUGUGCUGCUGCACCAGCGGCAGACAGGGAACAGGCUACCCAGGCGGCUAUCGAGGACGCAAGAAGAGCUGCUGCGGCAGCAGCGGCUGAAACGAAUACCUAAACAUAGAGAGGCAUUCCCUGUGUUAGAGAGAGAAGUAAACCCUGAGGUGGACGUACACCUGAAAAACAGAAUACGAAAAACAUAUGAUCACGCCCAUUCGCUGCCGCUGCAUGUCGAUGACAGCUACCUGCGGCUGCAUGCACGGCAGACAAAGACACAGCAGCAACUGCAGCACAAGCAGCAGCAGCAACAGCAGCAGCAGCAGCAGCAAAGGAGAAGAUGCUGCUCAGUAGGAGUUGCUGCUGCUGCUGCAGUUGCUGCUGCUGCUGCAGUUGCUACUGCUGCUGCAGUUGCUGCUGCUGCUGCAGUUGCUGCUGCUGCUGUAGAUUCUCCCUUGUCACUGUGCGCCUACCGCCAGCACCCGUAA